Molecule: messenger RNA, 2099 nt
Organism: Aegilops tauschii subsp. strangulata
Lineage: Eukaryota; Viridiplantae; Streptophyta; Magnoliopsida; Poales; Poaceae
Product: F-box/LRR-repeat protein At3g59190
Molecular function (GO): protein binding
Source: RefSeq, a predicted model, not a curated record
CCACGUACUCUCUGUCUCUGCACCGUGUUGUCUUGUCUCCUGCACACUUUCCCAAUGCCCGAGGUCUUCCAGCCGGAUUAAUGGAAGGCAGGGCAGGCAGCAGCCGCGUGUUGAGAUAAAUGCAGUUAGCCGGUGUGGGCAUUACUCCGUUUCCCCUUCGCUCGUCUCCCUCUCCCAAGAUCCGUUCUCGCCAUGGUUUCUUGAGGGCUCACGGAGCUUGGAAGUGAAGCGGGCCGUGAGGUGCAACCACCGUGCGUCCGUGCACAGCGCUGUGGUCUAGGAGUGGAGAUAUCUCCGUCGCCUUCCGUUCCCCGCCGCGUCUGACGGCAGCCGCCGCUUCCGAGUCCCAGCUGAGGUGAGGCCCGGCGCCAGUCGCCUGUUUGACGAAAUGCCUGAGAGGCGCAAGAAAGCUGCGGCCAGCGGCGAGGACCGCAUCAGCACCCUCCCCGACGCGCUCCUGCUGCACACGUUGUCUUUGUUGGCGUCGGAGGAGGCCGUGCGGACUUGCGUGCUCGCCCGUCGGUGGCGUAAUCUCUGGAGGUACACUCCCAGCCUGCGCCUCAUCCAUGACGACGACAUUGACGUCGACAUCGACGUCGACGAAUCAAGCCUCGUCCAUGACGACGACACCGACUUUGACAAGCCAAGGUUCAGCAGCGCGGAGCAUUUCAACAAGUUCGUGAGCCAUUUGAUCGUCCUCCGCCAUCGCUCCCCUCUUGUCAACUGCGAGAUUGAACUCUAUCCAGACGAGGAUCCUGGGACAUGCCAAUAUAUCCAAGCGGUCCAGCUAUGGAUCCAGUACGCUCUAGCGUGCCAGGUUCAGCUGCUCAAUAUUUUUGACAACUACGGCGACCAACGAUUGCUCCUCAAUGUUCCUUUCAUCUCCUCGUACCUGAUGACCGUACAUCUUCGGAAUGUUAGCUUAGAGUGCUCUAUGAAUCUCUCGAGCUGUCUGGUAUUGGAGAACCUGGAGAUGACACAUUGCAACAUUUUCAUGCACAAGAUAUCAUCCAAAUCACUCAAGCGUUUGAACAUGACGGAGUGUUUCUUCCGUACUGAAGUCCGCACUCGGUUCUCUUUCCCGGGUCUUCUUUCGCUGCAUCUAGAAGAUGGUGAUUUCAGGACUCCUCUGCUUGAAAACAUGCCAUUGCUUGAGACAGCAUUCAUUAGGUUGGAAGAAAGAUGUUUGGAUCGAUGUGAUAAUGGCGACGGAAAUUGUGAUCAAGAAAGCUGCGAGGGCUGUUAUGGUUUUCAUCAUUAUCAGAGUGUUCUUCUUAAUGGUUUGUCCAAUGCUAUCAAUUUGGAGUUGUUAGCUGAACCUAAAAAGUAUAUCUUCAGAAGGGAUGUGGCAUGGUGCCCCAUAUUUGGCAGGUUGAAGACUCUCGUACUCAAUGAGUGGUGUGUGGCUGUUGACAUGUAUUCACUAGUCCGUGUUCUCCAACGCUCACCAAUUCUUGAGAAGCUCACUCUGCAGAUUAAUAAUAAUAGGGACAUCAAAAGCGCAAUAGGAGUAGAAGGAAACCAUAUUCCAGCAAAACUAUCAUUUGUAUGCACACAACUUAAGGUAGCCAACAUUGAAUGUCAAGAGCUCAAUGAGAAGGUUUACAUAAUUUGGAAUAUUUUGAGGGCAUGUGGCGUACAUCCUGAGAAAAUUAGCAUCAAGAUCAAACAUACAGUCUCCAGUUUUGAUGGGAUGUAGUUGCUUCCGUGUAAUGCAGCACCAAAUGCAACACCUCCGACCACUGAUGGGCAACAAACCCGUGUGUUUGGUUUGCCUUGUUGUCCUAUGCUUUGUGUUUGUCGAGAACGGCUGUAAUGGUGGUGGUGGUGGUGUCUGUUAUCAGUGUUUAAUAUCUCAUUUUCCUAUCUUUUGGCUAUCUCCUCUGGAAAUUUGGUUGUGAUCUCAAUUUCGUACAACUCAGGCGAACAGUUUGGAGUUCGGUUAGGUGGUAAUGUGUUGGAAUAUGAUCGAGACCUUGUGUACUGUGUUGUGUAUUAUGACCUGUUGUCAGUUCCAUUUCAUUGGAUUAAUGGCGUUUGGAACUGUUAACAGAAAUUCUUUAGAUGCUGGAUGUCUUAUUGAUGCUGAAUUGUCGAUA